GCCAACUUGAUCUGGAAAUAUGGGACCAAGCAAACCAUCGAGUACGGGGCUUUCGCGUGACAAGAGCAACAGAAUAGAGACUCAAGGGACUAGAGUCGACUCAAGAUCGAAACGCGAGUACAUUAUAAGGUUUAACGUGAGGAUAGGAGAGUAAGCGCGCCAAAGGAUGGCGCCGCGGGACGGUAAUGUGGCGCGCGGGUAGAUAGGAAAGGCGAGGUUGGAUAGGAAAGGCGAUACGGAAAGUUGGCGCGAGGGCGAAAAAGAAAUGCCAGGCAGAAAAAAAACGCGAGGGCGAAUAGGAAAUGCGCUGCGAAAAGAAAGAAGCGAGGGCGGAGAGGAGAAGAGAGGCGGAAAGGUGACGCCAGGGCGGACAGGAAUGUAUUAGGGAAAUUUGAAGCGAGGGCGGAUAGGAAAUGGGAGGUGGGAAGGAGGUGCGCCGCGGAGAGGAGGGCGUGGAGAGGGACGCGACGGGGAGAGGGGGGACGCGGCGAGGAGAGGGGACGCGGUGAGGAGGGGGGACGCGGCGAGGAGUGGGGACGCGGUGAGGAGGGGGGACGCGACGAGGAGAGGGGACGUGGUGAGGAGGGGGGACGCGACGAGGAGAGGGGACGCGGUGAGUAGGGGGGACGCGACGAGGAGAGGGGGCGCGGUGAGGAGGGGGGACGCGGCGAGGAGAGGGGACGCGGUGAGGAGGGGGGACGCGGCGAGGAGAGGGGACGCGGUGAGGAGGGGGGAAGCGACGAGGAGAGGGGACGCGGUGAGGAGGGGGGACGCGGCGAGGAGAGGGGACGCGGUGAGGAGGGGGGACGCGACGAGGAGAGGGGACGUGGUGAGGAGGGGGGACGCGACGAGGAGAGGGGGCGCGGUGAGGAGGGGGGACGCGGCGAGGAGAGGGGACGCGGUGAGGAGGGGGGACGCGGCGAGGAGAGGGGACGCGGUGAGGAGGGGGGAAGCGACGAGGAGAGGGGACGCGGUGAGGAGGGGGGACGCGACGAGGAGAGGGGACGUGGUGAGGAGGGGGGACGCGACGAGGAGAGGGGGCGCGGUGAGGAGGGGGGACGCGACGAGGAGAGGGGACGCGGUGAGGAGGGGGGACGCGGCGAGGAGAGGGGACGCGGUGAGGAGGGGGGACGCGGCGAGGAGAGGGGACGCGGUGAGGAGGGGGGAAGCGACGAGGAGAGGGGACGCGGUGAGGAGGGGGGACGCGACGAGGAGAGGGGACGUGGUGAGGAGGGGGGACGCGACGAGGAGAGGGGACGCGGUGAGGAGGGGGGACGCGGCGAGGAGAGGGGACGCGGUGAGGAGGGGGACGCGACGAGGAGAGGGGACGCGGCGAGGCGGAGAGGCGAGGCGGAGAGGCGAGGCGGAGAGGCGAGGAAGAGAGGUUGGGAUUAGAGGAGAGGAUGAGAGGCGCUGGGAGGUGAGGAGGGGAGGCGGGGAUUCUUACCCUUCUCAUCCGCCCUGAAUCUUCCCACGCCUCGCACCUCCCUUUCCCCAUCUCGCAACUCGAUUUCCCCACCACACACACCCCCUUCCCCAUCUCACACCUCCCUUUCCCCACCUCACUCGUCCUCAUCUCCGAUUCUCCUCCACCCUCCCCUCCCCGCAGACGUACAAGAGAGCUGGCCUGGCGUACACGCUCUCAGCGGAGUCAGCCCAUCUGCUGCAACGAGCCAACACGAGGGUGGGAGGGACGGCAACAGAUAGCGCUGGGCUCGACCCGGUGUGCAGCGUUUACGUCCUCUUCCUCCAACCCUCCGCCCCACCACGCUCUCCCCCCUCAUCACCCCACACUCCCACCAUCACACCCCUCUUCUCACCUCGAGGAUAGCAGCAGCAGCAGCAGCAGCAGCGGCAGCUCCCUGGUGCUGCCUGCGCCGCACUCGGGCCCCUUUAUGGAGGGCCGGGAGUGCGAGACGCCCACUUUCAGGGGCAGGGGGGUGCCACCAAACGAUAGAGGGGGAGGGGCAGCGGCUGCUGCUACUAGUGCUGCUGCUAGCACGAGUGGGAGGAGCGUUACAAGUGAGCAGCAGGAGAUGGUGAUCGAUCUCUCGUUUGGCUCUGCUUCUUCCCCCGCCCGAAACCCUCCAUACAUGUUCCACGGCCUAAAAAUGAAAUGCAACAUCAUCCCUAUCAUUAAAUAACGAGAAAGAUGUGUAUAAGAAUGAUGAGCUCACUUGCAACCACUAGUA
Messenger RNA from Closterium sp. NIES-67, 2192 nucleotides. NCBI's taxonomy places the organism in Eukaryota, Viridiplantae, Streptophyta, Zygnematophyceae, Desmidiales, Closteriaceae. The record is from the annotation of a GenBank genome assembly.